AUGUGAGUCUGCAAUGCACUCCUUCAGCUGAAGCUCUGCUUGUUUAACUUCUUCUGUAAUUGUUUGUAACUGUAUCAUCAUGCUUAAUGUUAAGAUGAGUUACAGAACACUGAGCCUGGCUGCACUCUUACUGAUUGCAGUAUUUGUUUCUUACAACACCACUGAUGCAGCGAGAGGAUAUCGCUGCUGUAACAGCUAUUCCAGUAUCCAGAAAGUAAAACCUGAACUUAUUAAGGCAUACAAGAAACAGGAUUCUAAUGGAGUCUGCAAUGUUGAAGCUGUCUUGCUUAUCACAAGGAAGGGAUGGGAGAUCUGUGCCGAUCCAAGAGCGAGGAAGGUGAAAGAAAUCAUUCGUCGAUUGAAGACUAAGGAAAAUAGGAGCCAUGGACAAAAACAAUGAAACAUCUGCUGAUGUUUAACACAGAACAGAUAUAAAUGGUUGAUUUUUAUUACUACUGGAAGUGAUGCAGUCCCAUAAGUAAGUUUUGUAAGAGUAAUAGUGGGCCUUAUGCAUGUUUUUCAUGCUUUUUUAAAAAUUGUACUUAAAUAAGGUGUACUAUUAGUGACCUUUGUAAGGAACACAGUAUUAAAGCUAAGUAUUUCAUUUAGGAAGAGAACAAAAACAGUAUUUUUCAGAAAUGUGUUGUUUAGAACACAAGAUGUUCAUUUUGCUUAUUGAGGAACUAAAAGUGGAAUCUGUAAAAUAUGUGUUCAUGUGAUGAUUUGAUUUGUACUACAAGACUUAUUGUAGUACAAUAAUUACAUAUUGUGCAAUUGUAUUGUGCAACACAAUAAAUACAUAUUGUGAUUAAA
Messenger RNA from Lepisosteus oculatus (spotted gar), 813 nucleotides. The record is from RefSeq and is a predicted model, not a curated record. Lineage: Eukaryota; Metazoa; Chordata; Actinopteri; Semionotiformes; Lepisosteidae.